Messenger RNA from Physella acuta, 1594 nucleotides. Its product is annotated as cytochrome P450 26A1. NCBI's taxonomy places the organism in Eukaryota, Metazoa, Mollusca, Gastropoda, Physidae. The record is from RefSeq and is a predicted model, not a curated record. Gene Ontology annotation, molecular function: oxidoreductase activity, acting on paired donors, with incorporation or reduction of molecular oxygen; monooxygenase activity; iron ion binding. Gene Ontology annotation, biological process: sterol metabolic process.
AUGAGAAGAGGGAUUAUUUUGAGUGGUGCCCAGUUUUUCGUCGAGAGAGUAGCAAAGUACGGUAAGAUCUACAAGACCCAUAUAUUAGGGGGCCCCAUUGUCAGGGUGUCGGGCGCCGAGUACAUUGCCCCGCUAGUGAACAAAGAGCCGGGUCUGUUGACUAUGAAGGUGCCGACAUCAUCACGGCAGAUGUUCGGGAACAGCAGCAUCACGAAUAUUACCGGGGAGGAACAUUCUAGGUUGAAGAAGACGCUGUUGACAACCUUAACACCAGUCAGGCUGGACGACUACCUGCCAUGCAUCCAGGAGAAGAUGCAGGAGCACAUCCUCAAAUGGUGCCAGGAGGGUCGGGUCCUGGGGUUCCCAGCGUGCGAGGAGCUCAUGGGUGACGUCAUCAUGGAGGUGACCCUGGGUUGGCGAAAGGAAAAUGACCCGGAUGGGGAAAUUAGAAGGGCGUUUGUCAAGGUCAACAAGAAUUUGAUUUCCGUGCCGAUCAGGAUACCUGGAGGGGGGGUACCAUCAGCAUGUUUCAAGUACCAAUCAGAGCUGAAUAGUAAUGAUGGUGUGGGUAUUAGUGGUGAUGGUCGUCUUUUUGAUUGGGCUGUGAAAGCUAGAAAGACCAUCACAGACUUUGUCCGGCAGAGGCUCCAUUCCCAAGGCGAUAAGGACCAUGUGUGCGUCCUUGAUGUCUUCCUCGCGGGCAGCGGUCACGUGUCCGGCGAGGAAGGGGCGGGGCUGACGGAGGAGCAGGUGAUUGACAACGCGGUGACCUUCCUGAUCGCGGGAAGCGGGACAACGGCCGGCGCCCUGGGGUGUCUGCUGCUGAUGUUGGGCAAACAUCCCGAUGUCUUGGAGAAGUUGCGGCAGGAGCUGGACGCCAAGGGGUUGCUGAGCCCAGACAUCAGCACCCAUCUGACCUAUGACCUCCUACAGAGCCUGGAGUACACACAGUGGGUCAUCAAGGAGGUGCUCAGGCUACACCCCCCAGUCGGGGGUGUUUUCAGACAAGCGCAGAAGACCCUAGAGGUUGGGAACUGGCAGGUACCACAAGGAUGGACCGUGAUGUAUAGCAUCAGAGAUACACAUUUUACCACGAAUGUGUUUGAACGCAGGGAUGAGUUUCUCCCAGAACGGUGGAAGGACAAAAAUUUACUGGAAAUGCUGAGAAAAGCUGAGACUUGCAACUACAUUCCUUUUGGCAUCGGCCCUCGCUCCUGUCUCGGGAAGAAUCUGGCACUAGCGGAAAUGGCCGUCUUCCUGAUCGAGGUGGCACGUCUGGCUAACUGGAAGCUGCUUAACCCAGAUUCCAAGAUGGUGUAUCUGCCCGUUACUAAGUGCGCAGACGACAUGCCCUUGACCUUUACAAGACGGAAAUAACCCCAAACUUGGAGAUUUUAGUAUUUUAAAGUUUAAAAAAUUGGAUGUGAUUCGUUUUUUUUUAAUGUAAGAAAAUUGUGAUAUUUGAAGUUAAAAAGUGAUACAAAUGUUUGUGAAUAGUUAAUGUUGUGGAGGAAUGUUACUAAACAUUCAGUUUUAUUAAUAACAUUUAAAUAGUAUGUUGCCUGUAUAUGAUAUAUUAUGUGUGUGUUUAAUU